AUCUACCCCAAUUAGAGAACUGGUAAUCCGACUCCAAAUUUUCACUUUUUCAUCUUUCUUCUCUAAUUUCAUUUUACAGGAGUAGUUAAUUCAAUCAAUUUUCUCCUAAUUUUUUUUACAAAGAUUCUUGAUUUUUCUUGUUGAUGCUUGUGAAGAUUCUUUUGUGGGGAUGAUAUUAUUUUGUAAAUAAUUCCAGCUACUACCUAGGAAAAAGCCAAUCUAUGUUAAAUGAAUAAUGGUGUCUUCGUAAUCUUCUCCUGCAUCUGAAAUCACAAAUCUUGGCCUUCAGUAAUCACUCAUUUUUUAAUUUUUUUAUAUUAUUAGAAAAGGGUCGGUGCUAAUUUUUUUUAUAAAAUUGAAAUUUAUCUUCUUGAAAUAACAUCACUCAUUUUUUUCCUGGAUUUUUUGAGGGGCUUGUUUGCCUCAAGAGGUCUUUAGAGUGGUAGUUCUUCAGUGCAAGCAAGAUGAGAGGAGCUGUAUUCGCAGCGCUUGCUGCUACAAUGGGAAACUUGUUGCAAGGGUGGGAUAAUGCAACUAUUGCAGGAUCAAUUAUGUACAUCAAGAGGGAAUUCAACCUCGAAACACAACCAAAGUUAGAGGGGCUAAUUGUGGCAAUGUCACUUAUUGGUGCCACAGUUAUCACAACAUUCUCAGGGCCGGUUUCAGAUUCAGUUGGACGCCGACCAAUGCUAAUCAUCUCAUCAUUGCUAUACAGUCUUGGUGGUGUUGUCAUGCUAUGGUCUCCUAAUGUAUAUGUUUUGCUAUUGGGUAGACUGUUAGAUGGGUUUGGAGUUGGUUUAGCAGUUACUCUUGUGCCAGUAUAUAUAUCAGAGACUGCACCUCCAGAAAUCAGAGGACAGUUGAAUACUCUCCCACAGUUCACUGGUUCAGGAGGCAUGUUCUUGUCUUACUGUAUGGUAUUCGGCAUGUCUUUGAUGGACGCGCCUAGUUGGAGAUUGAUGCUCGGUGUUCUUUUAAUCCCGUCUCUUUUCUAUCUUGGAUUGAUGGUGUUUUAUCUGCCUGAGUCUCCUAGGUGGCUCGUCAGCAAAGGGAAGAUGAAUGAGGCUAAGAAAGUCUUACAAAGAUUACGUGGCAAAGAAGAUGUUAUUGGUGAGUUAGCAUUGCUUAUAGAGGGACUUGGAACUGGGGAUAAUACUUCCAUUGAAGAGUAUGUGAUGGGCCCAGCAAACGACGAGGAAGUCACUACAGAUAAGGAUCAAAUCAAACUAUACGGUGCUGAGCACGGCCAAUCUUGGAUUGCCAAACCAGUCACAGGACAAAGCAUGCUUGGCAUGGUUUCUCGUUAUGGAAGCAUGGCCCACCAGGGAAGUAUGGCAAACAUGAUGGAUCCUCUCGUCACUUUGUUUGGCAGUGUUCACGAUAAGCUACCCCAAACAGGGAGCAUGAGGAGUGCAAUAUUCCCAAACUUUGGGAGCAUGUUCAAUACUGCUGCUGAUGAUAAUGGUAGACAAGAAAAUUGGGAGGUUGAGAGCCAAGGUGAGGAUACCGCUUCUGAUGUUGAGCACGACGACUCUGAUGAUAAUAAUCUGAGGAGUCCAUUGCUUUCACCUCAUGCCCCUGGUGCAGUUUCUCAAUCAAAUGGCGGCAGCAUGCUGAUGCAAAGUGGUGAAUUAGUCAACAGUACAGGUAUCGGUGGAGGUUGGCAGCUGGCAUAUAAGAAAGCACAAGAUGGAACAGGCGAAUUGAAAAGGGUUUAUCUUCACCAAGAAGCUGGCAUGGGGUCUAUGCGUGGAUCCAUGCGCGGAUCGGUCCUUUCACUGCCUCCUUCUGAUCUUCAUGAUAGUCCGCUUGUCCAAGCUGCUGGUCUUGUGAGUCAGUCCACCCUCAACAUAAAAGAUUUCAAGGGAGAGUCUCCUCUUGAGGAUGGUAAUAUACAGCCUUCAGCAGCUGCUACUACAGGGCCAAGCUGGAGGGAGCUUUUCGAACCAGGAGUUAAGCGAGCAUUGGUUGUUGGGAUGGGAAUGCAGAUACUUCAACAGUUCUCUGGUAUCAAUGGAGUGCUGUACUACACCCCUCAAAUUCUGUCACAAGCAGGAGUAGAUGUUCUCUUAUCAAAUUUGGGGAUUAGUUCAGACUCCGCUUCUCUCCUGAUAAGCGCUUUGACAACAUUGUUGAUGCUUCCUAGCAUAGGGCUUGCAAUGAGGUUGAUGGAUAUCUCUGGAAGAAGGUUUCUUCUGCUAAAUACACUUCCUGUCUUGAUAGGAUCACUAAUCGUACUAGUUCUUUCCAACAUUAUCGAUAUGGGAACUGUGAUACACGCAACAUUAUCUACUAUUAGUGUCAUAGUCUAUUUCUGCUGCUUUGUCAUGGGAUUUGGUCCCAUUCCCAACAUCCUGUGUUCUGAAAUCUUCCCUACUAGAGUCCGUGGUAUAUGCAUUGCCAUAUGUGCUCUUACCUUCUGGUUUGGAGACAUUAUUGUCACAUACUCUCUCCCUGCUUUGCUCUCCUCUAUUGGGCUUGCAGGAGUGUUUGGCAUCUAUGCUGUGGUUUGCACCAUUUCUUGGUUCUUUGUUUACUUGAAGGUACCCGAAACCAAAGGGAUGCCCCUUGAAGUUAUCAGCGAGUUCUUUAACGUGGGUGCGAGGCAAACUGAACCUGAGAAAAAUAUGUGAGCCACAUUCAGAAAUUUAAUUUGUGAAUGAAAUCAUUAAUGAGAAGAGUUUGAUCAACCGAGAGAAAGAACGAAGAAUGGAGUGCUUGGCAUUUUUUGAAUACAAAUUUGAUGAUGCUUCAUGCCUGCAUCAGUACAAGGUUAUUGUGGGGUGUUGCUCUAUUUCAGUUACCCCUUCUAAAUAACAACCGUUCUCGGCGGUUGGAACUCAAGUUUUGUUCUGUUUUUAUUGGUAGCAGCAUAAUGUGUAAUUCAAUUGUUAGUUUAUUUGAGCAUCAAAUCUGUUUUUCUUCAUAUACAGAAUACAGUACUGUUUUUCUUUGUAAGUGGUAAGCUUCACUGGUGUUGCUGAAUUCUAAACAAGUAGAGCAAUUCCAAGAA
Messenger RNA from Spinacia oleracea (spinach), 3013 nucleotides. Its product is annotated as monosaccharide-sensing protein 2. NCBI's taxonomy places the organism in Eukaryota, Viridiplantae, Streptophyta, Magnoliopsida, Caryophyllales, Amaranthaceae. The record is from RefSeq and is a predicted model, not a curated record. Gene Ontology annotation, cellular component: membrane. The transcript has 7 exons. Gene Ontology annotation, molecular function: transmembrane transporter activity. Gene Ontology annotation, biological process: transmembrane transport. The coding region runs from base 465 to 2633 and encodes 722 amino acids.